Messenger RNA from Closterium sp. Naga37s-1, 795 nucleotides. The record is from the annotation of a GenBank genome assembly. Lineage: Eukaryota; Viridiplantae; Streptophyta; Zygnematophyceae; Desmidiales; Closteriaceae.
AUGAUAGUCGCACCUGCUGCCCUCCCUGCAGUGCCAGCCGCCGCUCCUGCAGCAGUGCCGACCAAACCAGCUGCCAAACCAGAUGAGUUGCCGGCCAAUCCGGCUGCCGAGCCUGCAAGCCUCCCAGCAGUGCCUGCCACCUUCCCUGCAGUGCCAGCAGUGGAGCCUGCAACGGUGCUGACCAAGCCUGCUGCCGAACCUGCCACCUUACCUGCAGUUCCAACUGCCGAGCCUGUAGGAUUGCCUGCCAAGCCUGCUGCCGAGCGUGCAAGAUUGCCUGCAGGUCCUGCUGCCUUCCCUGCAGUGCCGAUUGCCAAACCUGUAAGGUUGGCUGCCAAGCCAGCUGCCGAGCCUGCAAGGUUCCCUGCAGAUCCUGCCACCUUUCCUGCAGCGCCCACUGCUGAGCCUGCAGAGCUGCCCACCAAGCCUGCUCCCGAACCUGCUGCCUUCCCUGCAGUGCCUACCGCCGAUCCUGCAACACUACCCACCAAGCCUGCUGCCGAACCUGCAGCCUUCCCUGCAGAGCCUGCCACACUCCCCACUGCCCUCCCCGCACCAAAAACAGCUCCGGCAACAUCCGAAAUCAACCCAGCUGGAGCCACAUUGAGGUUUGGCGAGCCUCCAAAACUGGCUUGGCCGCCUGCCGAGCCUAUGUUGGCACCCGCAUCGGCGGUCGGAUUAGUCCAGGCAGUGAUGGGAGUGGAGAAGAGGGGGCCACUGUUGCAGGGGUUGCGAGGAAGGAUGGCUGGAGGAGAGGGCAACAGCGGGGCUAUACCUUGUGCUCUGAUCUUAUAG